Molecule: messenger RNA, 849 nt
Organism: Rhagoletis zephyria (snowberry fruit fly)
Lineage: Eukaryota; Metazoa; Arthropoda; Insecta; Diptera; Tephritidae
Biological process (GO): DNA repair; telomere maintenance
Molecular function (GO): DNA helicase activity
Source: RefSeq, a predicted model, not a curated record
AUGCUUACAACCGUGAACGACGAAGAACAAGCGACAAUCAGAGAAGCAUGUGAGGUAAGAGGUUUGUUAGAAAAUGACAACCAUUGGGAUGAUACUAUGGCCGAAGCCGUUCUUUGUCGCUCUGCAGCUAAAUUGAGAGAAUUAUUUGCGAUUUUAGUGAGCACAUGUGGUUUAUCGAAUCCACUUAAUUUGUGGAAUAAAUACAAGGCCGAUUUAUCAGAAGAUAUAGCGUAUAGGUUGCAAGAUACCCACAACGAUAUUAUUUACAACGAAGCCUUAGUACUCAUUGGAGAUAAAAUGCUUACCAUAUCUGGUAAAUGCCUUGCAGAUUUUGGCCUACCUACACCACAGAGAAGAGGAGAAAUAUCAAGCGAUGUUGCACGAGAGCUUAGCUACGAUAUACCAGUUUUACAAUCGCAUGUCCGUGAAACAACACCGAAACUGCUUCCUGAACAACAUGCAGUUGUCAAUGUAAUAUUAAAUAGACUAAGUAGCGGAGAAGGAGGACUUUUUUUACUGGACGCUCCCGGCGGCACAGGAAAAACAUUUGUGCUAAAUCUAUUGCUAGCUCACGUGCGCAUGAACCGCAAUAUAGCCUUGGCUGUAGCAUCCUCGGGUAUUGCUGCAACGUUACUUGACGGCGGUCGUACAGCCCAUUCUGUCUUCAAACUGCCGCUUAAUCUUGCAACCGAGGAUACACCAACAUGCAAUAUUUCCAAAAACAGUGCGCGAGGACGUCUUUUACAGCAAUGCAAACUCAUAGUAUGGGACGAAUGCACAAUGGCACACAAACAUGCCCUCGAAGCGUUAAACCGCAGUCUUCAUACAUUCGUAGCAAUCAGGCAUUAA